AUGGCGAUGCGGCGGGCGGCGCAUGAAGGCGCCGGCGCCGCCACGCUUCUCGCCUCCGCCGACACAGCAGCAGUCCCGCCAUCCGCGGCUGCCGUGCCUGGCCUCGACGUCGCCGCCAUCGACGCGCUGUACCCAAAGUACCUGCACGUCGCCAGCCCCGGUGACGACGGCGGCGGCGGCCCGUGCGCCAUCUGCCUCGGCCAGUUCGCGCGCGGCGACACGCUGCGGCGCGGCCCCGGGUGCCGGCACCGCUUCCACGCGCGCUGCGCCGAGCGGUGGCUCCGGGUGAGCGCCACCUGCCCCGUGUGCCGCGACUCCCCCGUCGCCACGCCGUUCGCGGAGGCCGCCGUGCCCCUUGCCGCCCACGCACGGUGA
Panicum virgatum (switchgrass) is the source of this 375-nucleotide messenger RNA. RefSeq names its product RING-H2 finger protein ATL70-like. The transcript is spliced from 2 exons. The record is from RefSeq and is a predicted model, not a curated record. NCBI's taxonomy places the organism in Eukaryota, Viridiplantae, Streptophyta, Magnoliopsida, Poales, Poaceae. Gene Ontology annotation, biological process: protein ubiquitination. Bases 1 to 375 code for a protein of 124 amino acids. Gene Ontology annotation, molecular function: transferase activity.